GCCCCCCUUGCGCUGUCCUCGUCACCCGCCCCCUUUCUCUCUCUCCCUCGCUCCUUCGGUCUCCAGUCUGCUUCUGUUGUCUCGGCGGCUGGAAGGAUCUGGGAGAGAGGAUCUCGCGAGUCUUGGAGUUUUGGUGAGAGUUUGUGGAAGAUGGCGCCUGUUGUGACAGGGAAGUUUGGGGAGCGCCCUCAACCACAGCGCCUGACGAGAGAAGCCAUGCGGAAUUACCUGAAGGAACGAGGAGACCAAACCGUGCUCAUCCUACACGCUAAAGUUGCACAGAAAUCAUACGGCAAUGAAAAAAGGUUUUUCUGUCCUCCCCCUUGUGUGUAUCUGAUGGGCUGUGGAUGGAAGAAGAAGAGGGAGCAGAUGGAGCGAGACGGCUGUUCUGAGCAGGAGUCUCAGCCCUGCGCCUUCAUCGGCAUCGGAAACAGUGACCAGGAGAUGCAACAGCUAAACUUAGAGGGCAAGAACUAUUGCACAGCCAAAACAUUGUACAUCUCAGACUCAGACAAACGCAAGCACUUCAUGCUUUCGGUGAAGAUGUUCUACGGGAACAGCGCAGACAUCGGCGUCUUCCUCAGCAAGAGGAUCAAGGUCAUCUCCAAACCUUCCAAAAAAAAACAGUCCCUCAAAAACGCAGACCUCUGUAUAGCAUCAGGAACGAAAGUGGCGUUAUUUAACCGACUUCGCUCGCAGACGGUCAGCACACGUUACCUGCACGUAGAAGGAGGGAACUUCCACGCCAGCUCACAGCAGUGGGGAGCUUUCUACAUCCACCUCUUGGAUGAUGAAGAGUCGGAGGGAGAGGAGUUCACUGUGCGAGACGGCUACAUUCACUAUGGCCAAACCGUCAAACUCGUGUGCUCUGUGACGGGCAUGGCUCUUCCUCGACUGGUCAUCCGUAAGGUGGAUAAGCAGACUGCCUUGCUGGAUGCAGAUGACCCCGUCUCUCAGCUGCAUAAGUGUGCCUUUUACCUGAAGGAUACGGAGAGGAUGUACCUGUGCCUUUCUCAAGAGAGGAUCAUUCAAUUUCAAGCUACUCCAUGCCCAAAGGAACCAAAUAAGGAGAUGAUAAAUGAUGGUGCCUCCUGGACAAUCAUCAGCACUGAUAAAGCAGAAUACACCUUCUAUGAGGGCAUGGGCCCUGUACACACCCCCGUCACACCCGUGCCUGUGGUCGAGAGCUUACAGUUAAACGGUGGAGGAGACGUAGCAAUGCUGGAGCUGACCGGACAGAACUUCACUCCAAAUCUGCGGGUGUGGUUCGGUGAUGUAGAGGCAGAAACCAUGUACAGGUGUGGCGAGAGCAUGCUGUGCGUCGUCCCAGACAUCUCGGCGUUCCGUGAGGGCUGGCGGUGGGUGCGGCAGCCGGUGCAGGUCCCUGUAACGCUGGUGCGCAGCGACGGGAUCAUCUAUUCCACGACGCUCACGUUCACAUACACACCUGAACCCGGUCCCCGUCCACACUGCAGCGCGGCCGGCGCCAUCCUCCGAACGGGCAACACCAGCUUGCUCUCCACGACCGGCAACAGCGCGGGAGGGAACGGAGAAACGGCACCCUACGGUCCCAACAGCACGUCAAACGCGGUCACAGCGUCGUCCUCUAAUGCAGCCGCGGCCGUGGUGUUAUAACACACGCAGCGGCGCUCACAAACUCACAAUGUGUGCUAGACGUGAAACAAAUUCAACAGACUGCAAAGUGCUGCAUAUCGAAUUUCAACUUCAAAUCCCAGAGAUGAAAAACAAGGGAGAGAUGGGUGAAAAAGGCAAAAUUUUUGAGAGCGGUUCUCCUGUGGCCUCUUGUUGUUUUCUCUAAGGAGCCGGUCUGGUGCUAGCAAUAGACAAUGCCUGAGAGGAAACACCAGCACGGAAGACAUGGAGACCAGACCAUAGCAUUGACACAUCAGCCGUGUACAAAACGCGUCGACUGAAAACGAUGUUCAGUCUCUUAGGUUUCUUCCUUCCGAUUGGGUGAGAUGUAUCAUAGCCUGGGACGGCGAAGCUCUUAGGAAAAGGGUCACAUUGAAAUUGUGAGAUGACAGUUUUUAUGGACCACGGAUAUUGUAUAAGCUUUAGUAAAGGUACUUUUUUUUUUUUUCUCUUUUCUCCAUACUUUUUUAUAUCAAACAUUAUAGUGCGCUUUUGUUACCAAAUAGGUUCUAUUCCUGUCCUCUGAGCUUUUUCUGUACAUAGCUACUUUCGUAUACAUCUGUCCGUCUAGACUUCUUCAGUUUUGAUACUUUGUAUUUUGUAAAGCCAUUGUUUUGUUUUCCAUUCGCUGUAGUCGUUUUCAUUUUCCAUUUGGAAGAAACUCAGAGGGCCUGUUUUUUUAUCCUUCGUUUUUUUAUGAAGUCUUUAAAAAGAGAAGAGCUUUAAGCAAUGCCUCUGCCUUGCCUGCAUUACGAUAUGCGCUACGCUUCCUUUAAGCAUUUCAUCGAUGUGUCUAGAUCUCACUACUAAAGGAACAAUGCCGUCUUUCUGUCUUAUUUGGGAAUUUAGAAACCAGAAAAUAGAGGCUUUAGAUGCAAACGUGUCUCUUCGAUACGGUAGCCAUAGUGUAGUUCAUUUGUCCUAGAGCACAGUUAGGAUCUCACAUAUCAAUGUCAGAAAGAUCGCUGUAGACGGACAUGAGUUUAGACUCCUACAGUUUUAGUGCCGUUUUAUACUGCUUCCUUGCUCAAAUACAGUUGUUUGUCUUCCGAAGCAUCCAUCUGCAUUUUGCUCAAAUUCGAAACGGUCUCAAAGGUGGACGAUUCGGAGACGUGCUCUACUAUUAGAUGUGGCCUUACUGGAACAAAGGUUCCCCGUUUAGUUCACUCCUUCAAAAGGAGGUGUACAAACGGGACCCGAGGAACCAAGCCUUGCAUUUUGAACAUUUUACAUGCAAUUUUGAAUAUUUCAACUCCCUUAAACUUUCGUUUGGAUUUAGAAGAUCUAAAUGUGUAAGAGAUACGAACAUACCCAAAGAUAUAAUAUUGCAUUGUUGUCUCUGUUUUUGGAAUAUUUGAAGAGUAUGUCGGGAUCUGUGGCCUCUCGCACACCAAAAGUAGGAAGCUUUACUCCGUUGGUCAUUGAUGUGUUUAUCGUGGCCUUGGUGUCUCACCAACUAGUAGGCUAGUAUUAAUGACAAAAAAAAUUAAUAAUAAUAAAAAUAAAAAAAACUAGCUGUAAUGAACUCAUCAACCAGCACUAAUAGUGUUUUGUGACUUUCUUUUUUUUAUGUACAGUAAUUUAACUUUUGAAUUUUAUGCGUCCGUUUGUAAAAAAGAAAAACAAAAAAAGAAAGAAAAAGUCGAACCAAUCAGCCAUUUUUUUUUAUUAUUUUUGUGUGUGUCUCUGUGUGUGUGUGUGUCUGUGGUUCUUAACUCAGUUAUGUCCUUGGUGUUUCUCGUCGAAACGGUUGGGUGUUUAGUGUCCGCGUUUGUCCUUAUCUUCUAUGUUAUUGUCUGGCUAAUAAAAGGACAUCAUGGGACUAGAAACGUGGAAGUAAAUGGCCUUUAAGUAAGUGUCUCAAAGCAUACAGCAAUACUGUAUAGGUCACUUUUUGUGUCUUGGUCUGUGGAAAUAGCCACUGAUUUUUCACCAGCCUGAUCCGCCGCAUAUGUGCUCAUGAAGUAGAGUCAUCUUUACUUUCUUUUACACUUCGUACUAAUUUAAUCAGACAACUUUUUGGUAGAUGUCUAGAUUGGCGUGGCUCCUCCACUGUCUUCCUUGCUUGAGAAAUCUGUAGUGUAGUACAAGUAGGCGACCCGUCAAACAAGGCAAUACUCCAGCAUUGUAGGCCUAUAAUGUAGUAUAUUUUGGGAAAAAACUGUAACUUGAAUGUUUCUGCAAAAAAAAAAGCAAAAAAAAAAAAAGUUCACUUGUUGCCUCCACUAGCUUUCUUUUCCCCAUCUUCAACAGCAUCAUCUCUCUUUCUUGGAUGGCCUCCUUGCAAAAAUCUUCCAUGAGGUGAUUUAACCUGAAGCUCUUGCGCUCGGUUUCCCAGAAUUCUUCCAUUUGAUCAUAUUCUUACAAUUCAGUAUCAUGUAAGCGCACACUUCCAUUUGGAGGAAGAUGGCACUGGGCAAAAGCAUGGAUGCAAUUUUUUAAUGCUAUUUUUCGUUUGUUCAUGUUAAACUGUAACUAUGCCCACGUUAAGCAGUCCAUUUAAUUUCUAAUAUUUGAUGUUUUUAUUUUAUUUUAGUGAUUGUCAUUGUCAGAGCUUACCAUGUAAUGUGGUAUUGCAUUUCUCUACCCUUGAUUUGUAUAGCUUCAUGACCCCAAAAAGAAAAACAAGUGCUUUAAGCCAAUGAUACAACAUCAUUGAAACAAUUCCUACACAAACGAAAGAAAGCGAUUAAUUCAGGCUGUUAAUCCAGUGUGACUUUAUCAUUAGCGUAGCACAAUAGAUCAACAUUUCUGAAGCACUCCGUCACUCUGAUUGCUGCAUCUGUUCCAAUUUGUGUUUACAUUGUGGAUUUGCUCAGUUCUGCCCCUCACUUACUGUGGUGUUCUGCUAAAGUGCAUUAUGUUGCUCUCUGAACAAACCGACUGACAAUCUUGCUGUUUUUUUUAUCUGUUUACAUGUUUAUUUUUGGAUUUUUUUUGAAGGUGUUGAGCUUUAGAAUGAAGGAUUUGUUCUGACCCGAAUUGAAAUUACAUAAGGAUGCAUUCAAACAAAAUCCAUAAAUUUGUUAACAGUUAUAAAAAUCAGCUGCAGAGCUUGACUCUGAAAUGUUUUGAACUUAACAUCUGAGGCAUGUAUGUAGAGGACACGCACCAAGCCUUAAAAACACAUUUAAUGGCAAUCCGAGUGAACAACUUGUUUCGCUUUUUUUCUUCUUUAAAAAUCAGUCAGCUAGUGUCAUUUAUCUGUUGUUUUAUAUUUCUUCAAUAACUUUGCUCUUCCAAAAACUCCUUAUUUUGUGCUUAAUGAGCUCUGAUCAAUGUAUAGAUGAUAUGCCAAAUGUCUUAUACUUACAUUUUCAUGCACUGUCUGCUUAUCAAACAUGGCACGAGAGGCAGCUUUUAAGAGAUAUCUCGGUAGUUCUUGAAAAAAAAAAAAAAGAGGAUGGGAAAAUGUAGACAAACACUUUCUAGUUCCAUACUUCCAUAAAAAGUUAAUUGGUCAUAAUUUUUUGUUUUGUUUUGCCUUUUGGACAUAAAUGUGUAAUCAAAUGCUUAUAUCGCUUUUUCUGUUUUCUCAUCUGGAGAGUUUUGGUGUGUUGUACUGUGUAUCAAGUUCUUAUGCCUUUAGGACGGUUUUAGUUCGGUAAUUGACCCUCUCUGCUGGUUUUGCACUUAGAGAAAACCAGAUUUGUCUAGAUUAGUUGUUUACAGAGUGCAACGGUCAUUUUUCAUGUAAAGCAAUCCUGCUGUGCCUGAUUUGAUGCUCUGUGCUAGGCUUUACAUGUGCAGUUUGUCCUUACCCUUCUGAACCUUUCACUUCCCCUUUGUCAGUGUUGCUUUUUUUUAUUGCUCCCUCUUUCCUUUCUCCUUCUUGGUCUGUUCUGGUUAUAAUAUUCAAGGUAUCAGUAUGGUAGCAAUCUCAGUCCUUAACGGGCCGCUGAUGUUAGGAUCAUGUGCCCUAAUGUGAAACAAGGGGGCAGAAAAAAACAACAAAAAACAUUAGUUCUGUUUCGUUUGUCUGUUUGUUUGAUUUUGUACAUAUUGCACCUGCUCAGUUCCACAUGUCAUUAAAUAAUAAAACUGCAAUAUUGGCAUAAAAAAAAUCGAAA
This is a messenger RNA of Carassius gibelio (silver crucian carp), 5723 nucleotides long. RefSeq names its product recombination signal binding protein for immunoglobulin kappa J region b (gene rbpjb). Bases 151 to 1635 code for a protein of 494 amino acids. The record is from RefSeq and is a predicted model, not a curated record. Gene Ontology annotation, biological process: Notch signaling pathway; regulation of transcription by RNA polymerase II. The transcript has 11 exons. NCBI's taxonomy places the organism in Eukaryota, Metazoa, Chordata, Actinopteri, Cypriniformes, Cyprinidae. Gene Ontology annotation, cellular component: MAML1-RBP-Jkappa- ICN1 complex; nucleus. Gene Ontology annotation, molecular function: DNA-binding transcription activator activity, RNA polymerase II-specific; RNA polymerase II cis-regulatory region sequence-specific DNA binding.